CAGUUAUAACUUUAAUAAUUCAUAUAUAAAUAUUUUGAUACAUCAUUAUUAUUCAUUUAAUAUUAAAAAAAUUUAUUUUAUGUAAAAUAAAUUUACUUUUAAAAUUUUAAAACAAUAUGCUAUUACACUUUUUUAUUUUGAAUUUUUUUUUUUUUUCGGUUAUAAGUUGUCAAUCAAAUAUAAAUCCUUUGAAUUUUAAUGUAUUUAGAAAUAAUCUCAUUGAUUUGGUGGAUCAUUUUCGACUUCAAGACGAGUGGAAAUAUUUACAACACAUUCAAUUAAGAAUGGAUAAACAAAUUGUAAAUGUUAACCAGAUAUUUUUUUCAGAUAUUAAUGAAUUCAAUGUAAUACCUAAAUUCAAGCAAAUAACAUUAGUGUUUAACUACAGGUAUUAUGAAAUAUUAAAAUCGUUUAAUGAUGCUAUAAAAAUGUUUGUAAUUAUUUGUGAAGAUAAACAAUCAAAUAUAUCAAUAGACGAAUAUGUAGAUUGCGUAAAACAACUUAAAAAAAAUUUAGUAGAUUCUAUAGAUAUGUAUGAGCGAUUGUACAAAGCUAUAUGUUUUAUAAGUAACAUAUAUUUUUAUCUAACAAAAGAUAUUCCCAUAAUAUUACAACCACAGAUUGUAGGGGAUGCCUUAUUACAAAUCAAACAAUUUAUUAACUUUAAGUCCAAGUCAAAUUUAGCUACAAAUGAAAAUAUGGAUACUGUUCUUAAAGAAUUUAUUAGUAUUAAACUAUUUUUUGAAAAAACUACAAAACUACUAUUGGAAAAUUUCAUUAAAAAAAACGACUCGUUUUAUUAUAACAAAAGUACUGUUAACAUAUUUGAUUAUUAUGAAUUACAACUACCAAUUAAUUGCCUAGAUGGUAAAAGUGAUUAUGUUCGUGAUAUGGGCAACAUUCUCAAAGAUUUUUAUCAUUACACUAUAAAAAAAUACUACGAUGAUUUUGACUUUAAUAAAAUAAUACAUCUUGAAAUUUUAGGACAAUAUAGACCAAAUGAAAUUAAUUCACAGCCAAAGGAUGUUCCUGCAUUAGAUAUUAUUAUAAAACAAAGUGGUUGGAAUGUAUUGCAUUAUAUAAGAAUUCUAACCAAUAAUAAUAAAUUGUUACACAUCAAUGAUAUAAUUACUGGCCAUGUGAAUCCGUCUAAUUUUUCUACGAAAGCAUUCAACCUUAAUAAGUUGUUGAAAUGUAGAUAUACUGAAAUAUUGCAUCAUUACACUGUGUUAAUUAAUAAUAUUAUAUCUCAAUGCAAUGACAAAAAUAAAGAUAAUUAUAAGAAAAAUUUUGUACAUUGUGUUCUACAACUUUAUCAUUCAGUGGAUGAGUCACAGAAUAUGUUAGACAAUAUGUUAUCUGCAUUAAAAAGUAUGAGAACCAUUUUAAAUUAUAAAUUUAAAUAUGCUUAUGAAUUACGUUUAGAAAAUAUAAUCAAAGCAUAUAAAAAUUUCAUAGAAAAAAUGGCUCGUAAAUAUAAUUCUAUUAAUGUAUUUGUUGACAAGGAUGGCAAUGGUAAUGAAAAGGUGGCGAAUAUGUUCUUAAAUGAAUUAAAACGACUUCACGAUGACAAAAUCAAGCCAAAUAUAAAUAAAUUGAUAGGCAAUGAAAUGAAAUAUUGUGUACCACACAAAAUAUUCGAUGAAAAAAACAGGAAUGAAUAUAUUGAAUCGAUAAAAGAAACCAUGAAAAAUGAAAAUUUGUCAGAUUUUUAUAUAGCAAUGAGUAAUAACUUAAUUUUAUUUUGUCAAAAGGUAAUUUUAGAAGAUUACAAAAAUCUAGGUUUUAAUCUAAUUUAAAAUAGUUAUGUACACAAGUGAUGUCAAUUUUUUCUUAAAAUAAUAUAAAAAUAAAUAAAAGUAAUCAAUUAAUAAGAUAAUCUAUUUUUUGUAAUCUAGGUUUUGUUUGAAAAUUACUAAAGAUCAUUUUUACAAUAAUUUAAAAGGUUUAAUUUAUAAAGAAAUAAAAAAAUUCAAUUGAUAAUUAAAAGAAUUUGUGUUAUACAUUAGUUUUCUUUCGCAGUUGUUAUCAUAAAAGAAUAAAUUACUUGAGAGUAUCUUUUUGAAGUCAAAAUAAAUAGGUCUAAUUGAUUAGUAUUAUAGUGUAAAGGAACCGACUUUUUCCUAGU
Daktulosphaira vitifoliae (grape phylloxera) is the source of this 2128-nucleotide messenger RNA. RefSeq lists its product as uncharacterized. Lineage: Eukaryota; Metazoa; Arthropoda; Insecta; Hemiptera; Phylloxeridae. The coding region runs from base 117 to 1799 and encodes 560 amino acids. The record is from RefSeq and is a predicted model, not a curated record. The transcript is spliced from 2 exons.